UCAUGGCUUCUAUUUUUGUUGCUGUGCUGUUGAUCUUCUUUAUUCCCUUUGCAGCCAUAGAAGCUCAAAAAAAGACCUCCAAUCUAAUAAAAUUGGGUUCUUCUCUGUCCCCCAUAAGCAAACCCAAUUCAUGGCUCUCACCUUCAGGCCUUUUCGCAUUCGGUUUCUACCCAGAAAAGAAUGGAUUUGCAGUAGGAAUAUGGAUAAUUUGCCACCCAAACAACACUGUUGUCUGGACUGCAAAUCGAGACUACCCACCCGUGUCCUCAAACUCCACAAUUGAGUUUACCAGAGAUGGUAGGCUCAUUCUAAACCUUACCCAGCAAGGCACAGAGUUGGAUAUUGCUCAUGUCAUUGCUGACCGUCGUGCUGUCUCUGCUUAUCUGCUCGACUCUGGCAAUUUCGUGUUGGAGGACAAUUCUUCUGUUAUUUGGCAAAGCUUUGAUUUCCCAACUGACACCAUACUAGGAAACCAAACUCUGUACUAUUAUAGAGGACUAGUUUCUAGUGUGUCACGUUCAUCAGACCACUCAAGUGGCCGUUAUGGUCUUCAAAUGCAGUACUAUGGAAGUCAAAUGCAGGACUAUGGAAAUCUCAUCGCCUACCCAGUAAACUUUACUUUUUUUGAUGCUUACUGGUCCUUUGUUCCAGGAAUGGGUAAGUACUUGUUGAACUUGAACCUCAACUUUAAUGGUCUUCUCUACCUAGGUAAGAAUAUUUCCGAUAUACAACGCACUUUGGCAAAAAGCUCUGCCUAUGACACUAAAACUGUAAUAAUUUACCGCGCAACGCUUGAUGAUGAUGGGAUUUUUAGGUUGUAUUCACACAGAUUUGCGAGCAAUACGAGCUCAAUCGUGUCGAUGGAGUGGUCUGCGAUGCAGGAUCACUGUCAAGUCCAUGGUUUCUGUGGAUUAAACAGUUUCUGCUCACGCAACAGCUCUGAAGCAAACUGUUAUUGUUAUCCUGGUUUUGUUCCUUUCAACCCCAGUAAAAUGGUCCUGGGUUGCUAUAGGAAUUUUACCAAACAACGUUGCAAUAGCGAAGAAUCCUUUCAUUUAGUGAACAUUACUAGUUUGGAGAAUUUAAGGUUUGGAGACCACGCUUACUCUGUUGUACCGAUGCAGAAGAAGGAAGAUUGCGGGAAAUAUUGCCUAGAAGAUUGUAAUUGCGCAGCAGCACUGCAUUUUAGCGGACAAUGCAGAAAACAUAAGCUUCCUUUGAGAUAUGGUAUAAGAAAUUUGAGUGAUUCGGCAACAGCGUUUGUCAAGAUAAGUUCGAAAACAGGUGUUCAACCUAAAAUUCCCAAUCAAUUAAUCACCGGUAGUUCAUACACUCCAAUAGUCGUGACUGAAAACAAAGGACAUCUGAUUUCGAUUCUUGCUGCAAGUCUGGGUUCCCUUGCGUGCCUCUGUAUUGUCAUAGCAAGUUUUAGUUUCCUUGUGUAUAGGCACCGAGUUCACAAGUACAAUAAAUUGUCGGACAAUGCAAAAUUAGGCCUAACAACUGAAGAGUUCAGUUUGCGGUCAUUUUCUUACAACGAGCUUGAAGAAGCGACACAAGGUUUCAAGGAAGAGUUGGGUAAGGGUUCGUUUGGAACAGUUUAUAAAGGGACUCUAUCUGGGGGCGGUAACAAAAAUAUCGUUGUUGCUGUUAAGAGACUAGAGAAUGUUCCGGAGGAAGAUGGAGACAGCCACAGGGAGUUCCGGUUCCAAACAGAGGUGACUACAAUCGGGCGAACACAUCAUAGGAACUUGGUUCGAUUACUUGGUUUUUGCGUGGAGGGUCGGAGGAAGCUUCUUGUCUAUGAGUACAUGAGUAAUGGCUCGGUUGCAAAUGUUUUGUUCAAAGCAACCGAUCAUCAGAGACGUCUUGGUUUUAAAGAAAGAGUGAGGAUUGUUCUUGAUAUCGCUAGAGGGAUUCUCUAUCUACAUGAAGAAUGUGAAGCCUGUAUCGUUCACUGCGGUAUAAAGCCUCAAAACAUACUCAUGGAUGAUUCUUGGACUGCGAAGAUCUCUGAUUUCGGUUUGGCAAAGCUUUUACUGCCAAAUCAUAUGAAAAGCAUUACAGGACAAUCCAGAGGGGUAACAGUAACCGCUGGCCUGGUGUCAUCUUACUUGGCACCCGAGUUUCAGGGGCAGCAGCAACAACAGCAACAGCAACGGUGGAAGCAAGACUUGAUAUCGGUAAAAGCGGACAUAUACAGCUUUGGGGUAGUGUUGUUGGAGGUUAUCUGUUGCAGGAGGAACAUAGAGGUUAACGUGUCCAAUGCAGAUGAGAUAAUUCUUUCUACUUGGGUAUACAAAUGCUUUGUGGCCGGAGAGUUGUAUAAGCUUGUUGGGGAUGAAUGGAAUGAAGAAAUUAGCAGAGACUUGAAGACAUUGGAAAGAAUGGUAAAGGUGGGAUUAUGGUGUGUUCAAGAUGAUCCUGGUCUGCGCCCUUCCAUCAAGAGUGUCAUCUUGAUGCUGGAAGGAACCAUGAACAUAUCGGUCCCCCUACACCCGUCCCCAUGUUCCUUUCAGCAUAAUCCAUGAUCGAUCUAUGUCCCCGGUUUCCCUUCUGCAUAAUCCAUGGUCGAUCCAUGUUUGUUAGAAGAAACCAUGUAUGUGUUUGUUUGUUAUUGUUUGCAUGUGUGUGACUGUGCGCAUGA
Messenger RNA from Camellia sinensis, 2647 nucleotides. RefSeq names its product G-type lectin S-receptor-like serine/threonine-protein kinase LECRK1. Gene Ontology annotation, biological process: protein phosphorylation; recognition of pollen. The record is from RefSeq and is a predicted model, not a curated record. Gene Ontology annotation, molecular function: ATP binding; protein serine/threonine kinase activity. Lineage: Eukaryota; Viridiplantae; Streptophyta; Magnoliopsida; Ericales; Theaceae.